AGUACGCAUCGGGCGUUCGUGAGGGGAGGACGUCUUCGUCGCUCCGUAACACGUACCGGCAUCACAUAAAGAGAGAAAAAACGCGUCCAACACAACCGUCCUUUUUGUACAGUAUUGUGACAGUGUUUGUUGCCUCUGAAGUGUAUCGAUGGGAUUUUCAAAAUAAUUCGUUCGCAGUGGACUAUUCGCAUUGAAAAUAUAUUUUUACACACAUUUUUAUAGUGGUAACUCUAGUGCAGUGAACAGUGAAGUGAAAUGAGCCACGAUUGUUAACCGCAUUUAUAAUGUCGAAGACUUUAAACGCGUACAGAAUAAAGAAGAUCGAGUCCCUAGGCAGGAUGACGGCGAUGACGCAGGAGGAAAUGGUGGCCGGCGCGCGUACGGUCGCCGCCGGGCUGGAGGCGCUGCGGGCUGAACACGCGCAGCUCCUCGCCGGCCUGGCAGCCAACACCGAGCACGAGCAUGAGAAGGCAGCGCUGGUGAGGAAGAGCAUCGACGCGAUCGAGCUCGGGCUGGGAGAAGCACAGGUAAUGAUGGCCCUAGCCUCCCAUCUGCAAUCAGUUGAGGCGGAGAAGCAAAAGCUUCGCACGCAGGUGCGCCGGCUGUGCCAGGAAAACGCGUGGCUCCGCGACGAGCUGGCCGCCGCCCAGCAGCACCUCCAGGCCUCAGAGCAGAGGGUCGCGCAGUUAGAAGAGGAGAACAAGCAUCUGGAUUUCAUGGCUUCUAUACGCAAAUACGACAGUGACAUGACCGAAGAGUCGGAGAACAACCGCAGCGGGCAGGGCGAGAAGAAGCGCGACGAUCCCAUGGUGGAACUGUUCCCAGACGACGACCACGAGGACAACAGGAAUAACAAAUCGAUGUCCCCAACCCCGCCGAUGCACUUCGCCCAACAAGUGAACGCGGGCUACGAGAUUCCAGCUCGCCUGCGCACGCUGCACAACCUGGUGAUCCAGUACGCGUCGCAGGGACGGUACGAGGUCGCCGUGCCGCUCUGCAAACAGGCCCUCGAGGACCUGGAGAAGACCUCGGGACACGAUCAUCCCGACGUCGCCACUAUGUUGAAUAUUCUCGCGCUUGUGUACAGAGAUCAAAACAAGUACAAGGAAGCGGCCAACCUGCUGAACGACGCGCUAUCCAUCCGCGAGAAGACGCUCGGCGAGAACCACCCGGCCGUCGCCGCCACGCUCAACAACCUCGCCGUGCUGUACGGGAAACGAGGAAAAUACCGCGAGGCGGAGCCACUGUGCAAGCGCGCGCUGUGCAUCCGCGAGGCCGUGCUGGGCCGCGACCACCCCGACGUGGCCAAGCAGCUCAACAACCUGGCGCUGCUCUGCCAGAACCAGAACAAAUAUGAGGAGGUGGAGCAGUAUUACCAGCGCGCGCUGGAGAUAUACGAGAGCAAACUCGGACCCGACGACCCUAACGUGGCCAAGACAAAGAACAACCUCGCUUCUUGCUAUCUCAAACAGGGCAAGUACAAGGAGGCCGAGACUCUUUACAAGCAAGUGCUGACGCGAGCACACGAGAGAGAGUUCGGCACUAUCGACGGUGAUAACAAACCGAUCUGGCAGGUGGCAGAGGAACGUGAGGAGAACAAACACCUUCAGAAGGAGAACGCUCCUUACGGCGAGUACGGUGGUUGGCACAAAGCUGCCAAGGUGGACUCGCCAACAGUGACAACCACUCUAAAGAACCUGGGAGCUCUGUACCGACGUCAGGGCAAGUACGAAGCCGCCGAGACACUCGAGGACUGCGCCCUCCGCAGCCGAAAGGAGGCGUUGGACAUCGUGAAGCAGUCGCGCGCCCGGAGCGCCCGCCACGGCUCGCGCGACAACAUGGAGCACCACGACCACCACGACGAGGGCACGAACCAAGCGAGCGAGCCACGCAUGAACCUUAAGUCAAAGUUGUUCAAUGCGCUAGGAAUCAACACGGGGAGCAAUGCGCCGCACCAGUAGUGUAGACUUAGGUUUAGACCUAGAAUUAGAUACUAAGUACUCACUCGCUUCACGCGUACACGGUCCUAUAACUCGUCUUGGAAAAGCAUAUGACGAUGGUGCUAUUUUUAAUGUGAACGAUAUAUCAAAAAUAAUCGUUUUGAUAUAUUAAAUCUAUCGAUAAACCGUGCUGUACCUGUCGAUAUCGCUUAUCGAUUAGUGAUUAAUUUCCGAUUUAAUAAUGUGUGCAAUUUGAUUAACUUUAAUGAGCCAUCGUUGUACUCUCGUCUGAGAUUUUAUAUUCUCGCUCACUAUUAAAGGAUCAUGUACGUUCACACAUUAUACCGCGCCAUUUUGAAUUUUGCUAUGACAAGAAGGUCAUCGCAGAAUUCGAUGUGUCGUUAUUAAUAGCUUAGUAUUAUUUAUUAGCAUGCGGUAGGUUAAUUUUAUGGAAGAAAAUCUAAAAAAUUACAAAGUGUGAUAGUGAGAAAUUAUUAUCGAAGCAUGCAUGCCGUCCGUGUCGAUAUUGAAAUACAAAUGCAAAUAUGGCGGCGGAACGUUUAUAGUAAUUUUAUGUUGGUGACCGCGUAAAAUCAUGCUGAACUCCAUUUCUGCCACUUAGGUACAAAAUAAAGUAUCUACUUCCAAUUGUCGAUGAAAAUCAUCGACUCGUUGUGUUAGAUGUGUGAAAUGGGGCGUUAUAAUUUUUGAGAAUCUAAUUUGAAAUUUUUUUGCAUUUAUUUCAUUAUAAAUCAUCCCGAUAUUAUAAUAUACAAUAUAUUUUAUAUAAAUAGUCGCAUGUUAAAACAACGAUUUUAUUUUAUUCGCUUACAAUUUUGAAUAUCGUUUCUUUUUUUAAUUUGCUGAUGUGAUUUUCAUGUUCCAAGGAUGCAUGGGAAUUGUUUUAUGUUUUUUUUUUACCAUUAUAAUAUGUAAUAUAUUUAGCUACAGUUAUAUUUGCGUCAAUUUUCAUUCCAGUGUUGUAGCGUAAUCGGUUUAAGCUUUAUGAUAGUAUAGGAGGUAAAUAGAGGCCGGGUUAUGUGCAGCAUGUGUAUUAUUUUUGUCGUUAGUAAACUUCCACUAAGCACAUAUUGAAAUAAAUUAAUCGAUUCAUCUAUUGACUAAGAAUCGAUAAUCGAAGCUUUUAUAUAAAUGUGGGAUUAUUUUUAUGUUUGGCAGUAGACAUUUUUUACAUAAUUCCUAGUGUUUUAAGUGCGAAAAUAGUACGAAAAUUUGAGCAAAAAUAGUAUCAUUAAAACGUAUAAGAGACAUGCGUGCACAAAAUCCGGUCUCUAGUGAUAAAUAUUAUAGUAUUUUUAUAUACAAUUGAAUUUUUUAUUUGUAUGUGGGUGCUGCUUGAGAAUGCAAUUUUUUACUCUGUGUACACUAGAUUUUAAAUGAAAGAGACAGUUUUAGCAGUUUACAAUGAAUCUCCACGCAAUUCGCAAUUCCACGUCACAAGGUUUGAAAUUGGAUGUUUUAAUAUUGGCUCGAAAUGUCGUCGAAUGAUAAUUUUAAAUUGUUAAUAAAUAUUUAUGUAACAUUA
Molecule: messenger RNA, 3486 nt
Organism: Manduca sexta (tobacco hornworm)
Lineage: Eukaryota; Metazoa; Arthropoda; Insecta; Lepidoptera; Sphingidae
Gene: Klc
Product: kinesin light chain
Exons: 14
Coding region: 285-1961 (558 amino acids)
Biological process (GO): microtubule-based movement
Cellular component (GO): kinesin complex; membrane-bounded organelle; cytoplasm
Molecular function (GO): kinesin binding
Source: RefSeq, a predicted model, not a curated record